GUACAGGGGUGUUGCAGCCUCAAAGGGUUUCAGUCUACAGCUUUUCCUCACUGAAGCUCGCCUUUCAUGUCACUAGUGCUACAGUAGGACUUGUCUGUGCAGACGCAGCCAACCUCUUCCUCAUGACGCCACCGAGGCUGGGCUCAGAGGGCUCCGAUCAUAUUAUUUAACACACCCACCCUGGAUGAACACUUGGAAGGAAGACAAGGCGGUGUAAAGGGGGGUACAAAUGACAAGCAGGAUCCCUGCACCUGCCAGCCAGUCUCUGAUUUGACUUCAACGAGGCUUGCUGGAGCGGGACAGCAUCCAAGGAUCGCAGCGGAUCACCUGUUAUUUUAAUGGAAUUUUCACUUUCUUUUUUUUUUUUAAAUUAUCUUUAAUACAAGAAAGGCUGUGUUUUUGUGGACUAUAUCAAUCUCUCCUGUUACUUUUUUUUUUUUUUCAGUUAUCACACAUUUGACAGCUCACUCCGUGCUGGUAGAAAUACAAGGAAGCAGAUUUUAGGAAGAAUAUCGCUGUUUUUAACAGGACCCCCCACCACACCCCACCCCCACCUCCCUCUCUCCUCCUUCCUGGUACCUCUUCUUAGCGAUUUAUUUAGUGGUCCGUCCUCCUGACUCUGUAUCCUGCUCAACAAGGCAAUGAAUGAAGAUCACUUCUUGAGUCGCUGCCAGUGAAGUGUUCAGAGCUCACAAUGUGUCGGUCAGUCCACCUGUCUGACUGGGAAUGAAGAAUUUGGACUAUUGUUAAAAAAAAAAUAAAGCACAUCAUGGAGUUGUCAACAUAGGCUGACACGCAUUAUGUGUGCAAUUAUUACAGUACAUCUUCAAGCCCACAUCGCUGCUUUGUCAUCGUAUAACAGUGUUGGACAUCAAUGUCGCUGCCUGUAAGGUGCGCUGCGCUUAAAGCUUACUCUGCGUAAAGAAAAAAAAUACAUAUGAAGAUGAUAUUGUUUCGUAAAUUCAGAGUGUUUAUUCUCAUGGUGUUUUUGGUAGCAUGCACUAUGCACAUCAUGAUUGACUUGUUACCGAAACUAGAGAAGCGGGCAGCGGACAGCGGGGACGGCGGCUGUCAGUGCGCUCACCACCCGGGCGGGGAGUCUCAGGGCUGGGGGAAGCAGCGCGCCAGGUCGGUGGCUGAAGCGGGCUGGCCUAACAAGCACACGCUAAGAAUUCUGCAAGAUUUCAGCAACGAGCCGAGCUCCAACCUCACGUCGCAUUCCCUGGAAAAGAUCACUGCAGCCGCCGGGGACAAAACGGAGUCCUACAGGAGGAUGGAACCGUCGGCGGGGAAGACGAAGGACCACAAGCCGCUCAUCGGAGACGCGAGCGGGGGUCGGACCGUCCCUGCCCAUGGUGUAUCGCGACUGUCCGUUCUAUUUGAUCAUCCUUUAUACAAGGUUGACCUUCCUUCGCUCACGAACGAUGACUCUUUGUUUAACGUCAACACUGACAUCAGGUUUUACCCGAGAGCAACAGGAAACCAAGGAUGGAACAAUGAGGCGGGGAACGAGGAGGAGGAGGAGGAGUUCUCUCCAACGGGAGAAGUGACAGCAGAAUCUUACCCCAACUGGUUACGUUUCCACAUCGGUAUCAACCGCUACGAGCUUUACUCCAGACACAGUCUGGUGCUGGACGCCCUACUGAAGGACCUCGUCACACAGAGGAUCACCAGCGUGGCCAUGAAAUCAGGAGGCACCCAGCUGAAGUUGAUCAUGACUUUCCAGAAUUAUGGACAAGCGCUGUUCAAGCCCAUGAAGCAGACCCGAGAUCAGGAAACCCCUCCAGACUUCUUCUACUUCUCCGACUUUGAGAGGCACAACGCUGAGAUAGCAGCUUUUCACUUGGACAGGAUCCUUGACUUCCGGAGAGUGCCCCCGGUGGCAGGGCGACUUGUCAACAUGACGAGGGAGAUCAGGGAUGCGACGCGUGAUAAGAAGCUGUGGAGGACCUUCUUUAUCUCACCAGCCAAUAACGUCUGCUUCUACGGUGAGUGCUCGUACUACUGCUCCACUGAGCACGCUCUGUGUGGUAAACCGGACCAGAUCGAAGGCUCGCUGGCAGCCUUCCUGCCGGACCUGAACCUGGCCAAACGCAAGACGUGGAGAAACCCCUGGAGACGCUCCUACCACAAACGCAAGAAAGCAGAGUGGGAGGUGGACCAAGAUUACUGCGACGAGGUUAAACAGACUCCUCCGUAUGACCGAGGCACUCGACUGCUGGACGUCAUGGACAUGACCAUCUUUGACUUCCUAAUGGGUAACAUGGAUCGACAUCAUUAUGAAACUUUUGAGAAGUUUGGAAAUGACACCUUCAUUAUUCACCUGGACAACGGAAGAGGGUUUGGAAAACACUCCCAUGAUGAGCUGUCCAUCCUGGUGCCUCUCAGCCAGUGCUGCAGGGUGAGGAAAUCUACUUACCUGCGUCUCCAGCUGCUGGCCAAAGAGGAGUACCGGCUGAGCUCCCUGAUGGAGGAGUCCUUGCUCCGUGACCGACUGUCCCCGAUCCUCAUCCAGCGUCACCUCCAGGCCUUGGACCGCAGGCUCCGGCUGGUGCUGCAGGUCCUGGCAGGCUGCAUAGAGAAGGAAGGUCAUAUUAAUGUUGUGGAGGAAGAGGUAGUCGGGGACACAUCCACCCAAAGGAGCCCCGGCCACAGGUAGUGAGGACGAGACUCGAGGGUGACAGAAAACCACCGAAGACACAUGAACAACGGACCACGUCUGUGGCUUUCCGACCAAAUGGGAUGAACCAAAAGUCCCACUUCUGAUAUCAAGCUGAAUUCAGUGAAUUCCAAGACUUGCCAUCAUUGCCUCUCUGGAAAACUGCUUUUACGUGUGUUCAUAUAGAAGAAACCGUCCACAGCUGCCAUGAAAGACUGUGCUCACACAGAGGCUUUUUAUUUGUUAGAUACAGAUGUAUUUUUGUUGUAUAAGACAUAAAGGAACCCCUGCUGUGUUCUGGUUGUGUCCUGUAUGUUUUGAAUAUGGAGGGUAUCAGUUAGAUUCAUGUGUUUUAUUAUAUUAGUACAUAACCAAAUGAGAAUGCACAGUGACUGGGGCAGAAUAUGGUCAGACAAUAAGCUUUAUCAGUUAUCACGAUGUAUGAGAAGGUUGAGAACAAUGUGUGGAAGAUGUUUUUUUCUUUUUGUAAAACAUGUCAGACCUGGCACAGACACUCUACAACCAGGAGAAUAAGCAAACAGUUUGUUCUCUUAAUUUUCUUUAUAAGCUUUCUGUCUUGGCACAGACUGAACAUGUUACCACGCUCAUCUGAACAGUGUAAAUCUGAGUGCAAGCAUAUUUGACACUGAAGUUCAAACAGUACGUUCACUUUGCCUUAUUCUGAUUUUGUAUCCUAUUUUUUUUUACUUUCCCGAUUCCCCCUGCAAGCCUAGAACAUGCAGUACAGCAGCACAGCACUAAAAUAGUAUUUUCCAAAUCAAAAAUAAUGCCUAGAUGGUAAUUUCAGUCAAACCAUUCCUACAUGCGAACCUGAAACAUUUACAAUUAUCUGUUAUAAUAUGAUUUUACAAUUAAUGCAAUGCAAAAUGUUACAGUUUGUAUGUUUUUAGGAGAUUCCAUGUCCAAAUGACUAUUUAUUGGUGUGUAACAAAGAGUGAGAGCGGUUUUAAAGAUCCUAGGUUAUGUUGCUUUGUACGUUGGGAAAUAUUUACCUUAGGUACCUUAGCAUUUGGAUGCUAUUUAAAUUGACAUUCCUUUGAGUACUACUUUGUUCACAUGAUAGGAAAACAACAAAGCUAUUGGAAAUUUGACAUUGAGGUGGUGCCAUGCAGUUUUCACUUUCCUCCUGAGAGUCCUGUGCUCUGGCUGACCCGGUACCUGUGCAAUGACAGAAAUACAGUACUUGAAUGUUUUUGGGUUGGCAGUAUGGACAGGAUUCAUAGUGGGUGGACUCAAGUCUGAGAAGUGCUUCGGGGGUUAUUGAGGGGUUAAAAUGCCUCCUCCCACUACAGGGAGAACCUCGGGCAGUGUUCUUUGAUUUUCAUAUUCUCAGUGUAAAUACCUAUAAAUACUUUGAAGACCAAGCUACACCGCACAGUGAUUUGCUUCUGUUUUCUGCUAUUGCAUUGUUACUGUGAAGAUCUGUUUACUAAAUGAUUAAAGUGUGCAAUAAAAACAAAACGUGAGGA
Molecule: messenger RNA, 4149 nt
Organism: Cottoperca gobio
Lineage: Eukaryota; Metazoa; Chordata; Actinopteri; Perciformes; Bovichtidae
Gene: fam20ca
Product: FAM20C golgi associated secretory pathway kinase a
Exons: 10
Coding region: 938-2659 (573 amino acids)
Biological process (GO): protein phosphorylation; enamel mineralization
Cellular component (GO): Golgi apparatus
Molecular function (GO): protein serine/threonine kinase activity
Source: RefSeq, a predicted model, not a curated record